Dinoponera quadriceps is the source of this 460-nucleotide messenger RNA. RefSeq names its product myosin light chain kinase, smooth muscle-like. The record is from RefSeq and is a predicted model, not a curated record. The annotation marks the transcript as partial. Lineage: Eukaryota; Metazoa; Arthropoda; Insecta; Hymenoptera; Formicidae. The transcript is spliced from 2 exons.
ACGCUGAGCUCGUCGGAGAUCGUCGAUCUCAAGUACAAAAACGGAGUAGCCAUACUCAUGAUCAACGAAGUAUUUCCCGAGGACAAAGGCGAGUACACGUGUCUGGCGACUAACAGCAUCGGCAGUGAUACGACAUUCUGCAAACUGACCGUCAAAGCCGUGGAGAACGCCGCCGCGAAGAAAAAGAGCGAUGACAAAUCGCCGAAGAUCGUGGAUCACCUGACGAGCAUGUAUGUGAAGGACGGCGAGGCAGUGACGCUCAGCUGCCGAAUAAUCGGGGCUAAGAAAUUCAACGUAGUGUGGCUGCACAACAACAAGGAGAUCAAGACCAGCAAAGACUUCCAAUACACCAGCGAGGCUAACAUUUACAAACUGGUCAUCGCCGAGAAUUCCCCGAGGAUUCCGGCACUUACACGUGCGAAGCGUUCAACGAUGCAGGAGAGAGCUACUCGUCGUGCAC